This is a messenger RNA of Sphaeramia orbicularis (orbiculate cardinalfish), 2732 nucleotides long. RefSeq names its product interleukin 17 receptor C (gene il17rc). The transcript has 15 exons. The record is from RefSeq and is a predicted model, not a curated record. Bases 282 to 2285 code for a protein of 667 amino acids. Gene Ontology annotation, molecular function: interleukin-17 receptor activity. NCBI's taxonomy places the organism in Eukaryota, Metazoa, Chordata, Actinopteri, Kurtiformes, Apogonidae.
CUUAGUUACAGUGAUAAUGUGAGGUGCUGUGGGAGAAUGCUCUCCAUGGAUUACCUGAAAAGGAUUAUUUAACACAGUCCAAACAAAAAUGAAACCUUGGUAACAUCCUGUGUUGCCAGCCAGCGUACAUUUUUGGGAAAUUUAGUUAAUCGUCAACUUCAGGUCAUAAUGAGACUGAAAACACUAGACUGGUCAGACAAGGUUCUCCUAUCACUAAUGGAGAACGAUAUUUAUAGAAAAAUUCUCUAGGACUUAGAUAUUUCUCAGCAUCCUGAAGCAAAAUGUUUCGUCUUGGACAGUCCUUCAUAUGGUGUGUUUUACUAUCUUCGUGUAUGUCAGCUUGGAGCUUGGAGAUGACUGAAUAUGACAAUCAAGACGUUAUUUGUUCACAGGGCCUCUCUGAUUGCACUUUGAAGAAUGAAAUGUUCCUCCUGAUCACUGAGAAUGACGUUGUAGAUAUCGUGAACCUGGUGCCAAAGGUGAAACUGUGCUGCAAAGAUAGAUCAUGUAUACUGUGUCUGGCCAUCGACAUCGAAGUUGAUAUUCAUCCAGAUAAAGUCGUGGAGAGUCACUCUGCACUUGGAGAAGAUGAUUACAGUGGGGAUGCAAGGAAUAUGACAGGCUCUUUGUCAGUGUGUUACCUAACACCUCAAAACCUGCCCAUGUGCAACAAGGUGGAGUUUACGGUCAGUCAUGCAGCUCUUUCUCACCACAAUAAAGAACAGAUAUCUAUGGUGAUUACUGAACCAGAGGGGGUUUCCUUCGGCAGUCAAGUUUUGCUUUAUUCACCUAAAGCCAGUCUAAAUAAAGAGGUUUUUGUGCCUUCUCUAGUUGAAGUUUGUUCCCUGGAGCUAAAGGAGUUUAUAGAAGAUUGCCAUGUGCCCAUAUUUAGGCACAAGGUUGACCAGGAACUGAAACAGGUUGAGCUGCAUUUUUCUGACAGUAACACAAGCCUCCCCUCCAUGUGCAUCCAGAAUGAGAGUAAUGGGAAAUGCAAGCCAUGGAACUGGUUGACUAUUCCCUUGUACUCAGUCACUUCCUGCACAUGUAUUGAGGUUUGGGAUGAGCAUGAUCAGAUGUCGGUGCGCGCUAAAAAAUGCCCUUUUAAACACCAAGAUAUUUUCCAGAGGAACGUAUGGGAGAAUCUAUCAGUGUCUGUCCACCAGGGUCAAAUGAACGACAAUGGCUUGAUGCUGCUGUGGAACUUGUCUGCCCCCUGCAGGCUGGAAGGUGUAGUGUGGGCCUGUGAGAGGACUGGAGGGCCCAAACUGAGCAGCUGCAGGGAAAUAAAAGGCUUUAGACAGAAUUUUACAAGGGAGAACUGGAUACAAAAUGAAAGGGGACUUUGGGGGAAAAUUGGAGUGUUUGAACAAAUUGAUCUCCAGAAAUGCCCGUGCAUGAUGGUGAAAGUAAAGGGAAUGAACCAUGAACUGGGUCCAGUCUGCUAUCGUAACACUGACAGGUGGCGCUGGAGUCUCUUUGCUGUGGCUGUGAUUUUUCUCAUUUGCUUGACUAUACUGAUAUUUUAUCUUCUUCGGAACUUUGUCAAGAGAUGGGUUUGGAGUUGCCGUCAUGGAGGAUUUGUAAAGAUUGGCAAAAAGGGUUGUGUGUUGUUGCUGAGUCCUCCAGAUGCAGAUGGAGCUGCUUCAGCGUUGGUGUGUGGGCUCGGCUCUCUGCUUUGCAACCAAGGCUUCAGUGUGACCGUGGACCAGUGGAGCAGGAAAGGGCAGUGGACCAGUGGACCUCUGCAAUGGUACUACUCUCAGAUGCUGAAUAUGAACAGCCAGGGUGACAGAGUUGUGCUCGUUUUGACCCCGAAAUCCUUGGAGAGAGCAGAGGAAUGGACUGAUAAACACAACAAAGCCAUCAAGUUAGAGGAUCGUAGUCUUCCUCAGACAGUGUCCCCUUACUCUGAUGUGUUCACAGCCUCACUGUUGGACAUUAAAGCGUGCAAGAACAGGGGAAUUGCAAGUGAGCGUUUUCUCCUGGUGAAACUCGACUGCCACUGGUCACAGCCACCAAGCAGAGACAGACGUCUACCAGAGCUUCUUCAGGGGCUGCCUCUUUUCCAGUUUCCUUCCCAGGCUGAUGCUCUGCUGUCUGAACUAACUGUGGGAAGAACAGUUAAUGGACAAAACAGAAAGAUGUGGUCACAGUGGAAACAGCCUCAUUCAGUUGUGUCUGGAGGAAAAGCUAAAGAGGGAGCAGUUCAGCAGAAGACAUUACACUCUAAAUAUUUUGCAGGGGAGAAAAUUUUGGAGGCAGAACCUUUUAAGCUUGUAUAAUGCUGCAAGUACUUAUCUGGCUGCCAUUGUAAAUAAGAAACUGUUUGGCAAUGUAUAUUAUUAUUAUUAUUAUUAUUAUUAUUAUUAUUAUUAUUAUUAUUAUUAUUAUUAUUAUUAUUAUUAUUAUUAUUAGUCUGUGUAUAUGAAGGAUGAGCUUAUCCAAGUCAUGGAUGAGAUAAAAGGUAAAUCUGUCUUUCUUAAAAUCUGUUAUUCCUGUUAGUGUCAUCAAAUAACAAAAAGACCAAACCCAACAAUGCUCUAAUCAAACAUAAUGUUCCUAAUGCGCACAGUGAUAUUGCCUGAGUCCAGAUAACAGCUCCAAGACAUUUCAGUCCUAUUUUUAACUACAGAUCAUUACAGUUUGGGCAUUGCAAGUUAGUGUAGGCUACAGAGUGCUGAAGUUCUGCCCCUUCCAUUUGUGCUCUAUGGGAUCUUAUUAUGGAAAAA